Molecule: messenger RNA, 2611 nt
Organism: Strongylocentrotus purpuratus (purple sea urchin)
Lineage: Eukaryota; Metazoa; Echinodermata; Echinoidea; Camarodonta; Strongylocentrotidae
Gene: mbtps2
Product: membrane-bound transcription factor site-2 protease
Exons: 9
Coding region: 337-1806 (489 amino acids)
Biological process (GO): regulation of response to endoplasmic reticulum stress; membrane protein intracellular domain proteolysis
Cellular component (GO): cytoplasm; membrane
Molecular function (GO): protein binding; metalloendopeptidase activity
Source: RefSeq, a predicted model, not a curated record
GAAGUAGACUAAUCAAAUCAAGCGUCGGUGAUCAGCUGCGCUGAACAUGAAAGCAUGUCUACAGCGAAAAUAUUUUCCUGAAAUUCUAGUUUUUAACAGAUUCCUUGCAUGCAGUCAUCAAAGUAUUUUGAGGGUGACCAGUAAUAAGAUAUUAUCAGUGUAUCAAAUACAUGUAUACAUUUCAAGAAAGGAAUGAAAGACGAAUGGAAACUGGAGGAACAGAGACGUCCCCGCGUUACUGUGUGUUGAACACAUGACUGCAGUGAAUGCAUGCGGGAGAUUUUCACAAUCAAUCUUUGUUUUGAUCAGGAGCAUCUCGUCAAAUAAAAACACAACAUGCUUCGGACAACAUGGAUUGCGAUGCUUCUAGGUUUCUGGUCGUCCUUAUAUCUUGCUGAUACAUAUCUGAAGACUAACAGACGAUGUGGGGAGCAGUACACAUCCUUCCAGGAGCGUUGCGGACUGUCUGUGUCCAUCGCCCAUCUCAAAUGCUACACCACCAAGUUCAACCGUCUCUUCAUAAGACUAGGCCAGUGCAAGCCUCGGCUCCUAAGAUAUUGGUUCACGUGUGGUGCAUGCUUUGGUGUGGUGUUGAUGUUUGUUGCUGUAGCACUGCUCCUCAUGACGUUAGUCAAAGCUUUCUCACAAGAUAAACCAGAACAGGUCCUAACGCCAGUGAUGCCUGGUGUGAAUCUACCAUUGAAUCAGAUCACUUAUUUCUUUGCUGUUCUUCUCAUCAGUGGCAUCAUACAUGAGCUUGGACAUGCUAUAGCUGCUGUCAGAGAGAAUGUGAGAGUGAACGGCUUUGGUGUGUUUGUGAUGUUGAUCUACCCUGGUGCCUUUGUAGACCUCCACACUGAGCAUCUCCAAGCACUCAACGCUAUCGGUCAGCUAAGGAUCUACUGUGCAGGAGUUUGGCAUAACUUUCUACUGGUCAUUUGGGGUGUAGUUGUCUUGAUGACCAUGCCAUAUCUACUUAGCCCUCUCUACUUGACCGGUAAUGGUGUGGUCAUUACAGAGGUCUCACCUAACUCUCCAGUUUAUGGUCCGAGAGGUCUUGCAUCAGGCUACCAGGUAACAAGUAUCAAUGGCUGUCCGGUCUACAACACAGAGACAUGGACACAGUGUCUCAGAGGAGUAGUCUUCUAUCCAGUCUUUGGUCAUUGUAUGCCAGCAGGCAAGGCGCAACAACUCAACAAGGCUAUCAAAAUGUAUAAAGGAUCAAGAGGAGAGUUAGAAUGCUGUAGGAACGACAGCAUAUCAGAACUGUGCUUUACAUAUAGACUAGGAGAGGGAGCUCAAAAACCAGAAAAGAUGUAUGCUUGUUUAGAAGCUAGACCUGUGACGGAGCUACCAAGAUGUCACAAGGCAAGUGAUUGCCUCCAAACCAGAAAGAUGGUCUGUCUGCAUCCUUCCUUGGAUAACUCUAGUCGUCUUCUCAGAGUUGCUCAUAACUCAGGUCCUCCAGUGCUCUAUGUAGGGGAUCCAUACUUCUUUAGCUAUACAGUGAGGAUCAGCAGUUAUGUUCCCAAGUAUGACUGGCUACCUCUUACACUGCCUGAGGUUAUAGAGAUGUUCUGCAAAUAUUUAAUCUCCCUGUCAGGUGCUUUAGCAAUCCUCAACGCAAUGCCGUGCUAUGCCUUGGAUGGGCAGUGGAUUCUGAUGGCAGCCGUGGAAUACUUUUUACCUAGUGUAAUAACCAACCCUUCUGAUCGUAACGUCAUCUACAGUCUAAUCAUGAUCUUCGGUACAAUCAUCCUCAUUGCUAAUGUUGCUCUUGCCAUGUUUACAUUAGUUGCUAGCUAGCAGAGGAAAUCGUGGGAUAGGGUGGCAAUAUUUUUGUAUUUUUUUAAUGAUCAUUUUUCAAUUUUGUGUACAUCUUUUGUAAGUGUUGUGGGGAUUAUGAAUAUUCCUGAACAUAAUAAAACUUAUGAAAGGUACAAUAUUUUGUAUGAAUACAGCUAUUUCUGUACAAAGUGAAUAAACUAUUUUGUUUUGCAGUAAAUGUUACAUUGUAUGCAUGCUUCCAUGUAGAACUGAAAUCAUUUGGGCAAUGUCUCACAAACAUUUUGAGUAUAUGUUUACCAACAUCCCAUUGUAACAUGUGCUUUAUAAUCAAACAUGUUUAUCAGGGGGUGUUUGCGAACAUUUAUGGCUGUUUUGUGAAACGAUACCCUGUAUCCCUUUUUCUAUCUUUAUACUUAGAUGUAUGAAUUCAUCUGUUAAACAUGGUUUGUCUUUAUUUCUUUAAGCCCAUAAAAUGUUCUCAGUUGUUUCAUACAUCAAAGGUACUAUGGUAUGUCCCAUUUGCAGGCCAAAAAAAUGAAAAAGUUAAAGUCCAACGGCAUUUGAAAGAUAAUACUAAUUUAGAACUUCCCUAAAAAAAAGGGGGGGGGGGGCUUGGAGUGGGAAAGUAACGACUAUUAGUUGUAGAAUCGACUUAAGUGCUACCAAGUCAGUAAGUAAUAGUCUGAUUUACAGAACUUUGUAUUGAAUGGUCGUUCGUUUUGUGCUGCGCAAAAAUUAAAUCAGUUUAAUUUUGGCCAUUACAGGAAGUGGGUUAUUGAUGCAGAGAAAUGCUCAUGUGCCCUUCACAUAUUUUAUGACCAAA